Messenger RNA from Crotalus tigris (Tiger rattlesnake), 3573 nucleotides. Its product is annotated as zinc finger protein 850-like. The transcript has 2 exons. The record is from RefSeq and is a predicted model, not a curated record. Gene Ontology annotation, molecular function: DNA-binding transcription repressor activity, RNA polymerase II-specific. Lineage: Eukaryota; Metazoa; Chordata; Lepidosauria; Squamata; Viperidae. The coding region runs from base 1060 to 3030 and encodes 656 amino acids. Gene Ontology annotation, biological process: negative regulation of transcription by RNA polymerase II.
AUUGCUAGAAAGGAUGGGAGGCGAAGAGAAGAUCAGAGCAACUUCCUCUUCCGGAUCGCUCAGGGGAGGAAGGAGGAGUGCGGGGGGGGGCGCUUUUGUGCUCUUCCCAGGGUCGAAGCAGCAGCUGGAAGACAAAGAGGAUGGCAAUAAGAGCACUCUGGAGAAGUGAGAAUAACUUAUGAAAGGGAAAGCAAAUCAAGCCAGAAAUCAAAAUAUUUUCCAUUUCCUUCAGAAAAUUACAAAAUUCUCCCAUCCCAGCAGGCGAAAGGCAAGAGAAAAUCAAGAAGAGAUUUCAAGCUGGAAAUAGUAGAGUAUGCAGAACAGAAGAACACGGUACAUGACAAGAUGAAAGGGAUCAUUUUUCCAUUCAGAAAAAGAGGGAAAUAUCUGGAAGUCAAUAAGAAAGAAAAGGUCAACUGGAUACUCAAAUAGGGCAGACAGUAAUGCAGACCUCCCAAUGGGAGGAAGAAAACAGGUGAAAUCAAAGCACCACUAAACAAGGGACCACACACAUUUUUGACUUCUUCCAGCAUAUCAGUGGUGGAGAACGUCCACAGAUGUCACUAUUGUGGUAUAAAGCACAGAUUGCAAAAGCAUAGGUGAUUACAUACAAGAGAAUCCAAACUGGAAAAAAGGCAUACAAAUGCUACCAAUGUAACAAAAUCUUUGGUCAAAAUAUCUCCCUUGUGAUUCUUAACAGGACCCAUGCAGGACAGAUGCCCUAUAAGUGCUCCCAAUGUGGUAAAUGCUUUACCAAGCAAAGUAAUUCACACAGGAGGGAAACCAUAGCAGUGUCCAGUGUGUGAGAAAAGUUUCACUGUAAAUUACUACCUGGUGAAACACUUUGAAUGUUCGGAUUGUGGGAAAGCUUUCACUCGGAAAUGCAGCCUGGUGAUACACCAGAGAACUCACACAGGAAAGAAACCCUUUGAAUGUCCUGAUUGUGGGAAAUCUUUCAGACACAAUUCCAACCUGGUGAGACAUCAGAGGACUCACACAGGAGAGAAAUCCUUUUAAUGUCCGGAUUGUGGGAAAUAUUACAGCCGCAGUUCCAGUCUGAUGAUACAUCAGAGGAUGCACAAAGGAUUGAAGCCGUUUGAAUGUCCUGAUUGUGGGAAAUCUUUCAUAAACAAUUCCAGCUUGGUGAUACAUCAGAAGACUCACACAAGAGAGAAACCACAGGAGUGUCCAGUUUGUGGGAAACGUUUCAGUCGCAGUUUCAGCCUGGUGAGACAUCAGAGGACUCACACAGGGGAGAAACCCUUUGAAUGUCCUGAUUGUGGGAAAUCUUUCACUGCGAAUUUAAACCUUAUGAUACAUCAGAGGACUCACACAGGGGAGAAACCCUUUGAAUGUUCGGAUUGUGGGAAAAGUUUCAUUGCAAAUUCCCACCUGGUGAACCACCAGUGGACUCACAAAGGAUUGAAACCCUUUGAAUGUUUGGAUUGUGGGAAAUCUUUCAUAAAUAAUUUCAGCCUGGUAGUGCAUCAGAGGACUCACACAGGAGAGAAACCAUAUGAGUGUCCAAUUUGUAGGAAAGGUUUCAGUCAAAAUUCCAGCCUGGUGAUUCACCAGAGGACUCAUACAGGAGAGAAACCCUAUGAGUGUCCAGUUUGUGGGAAAAGAUUCAGUCAAAAUUCCAGCCUGGUGAUACACCAGAGGACUCACACAGGAGAGAAACCGUUUGAAUGUCCUGAUUGUGGGAAAAGUUUCAGUGAGAAUUCCAGCCUUGUGAAACACCAGAGGACUCACACAGGGGAGAAACCCUUUGAAUGUUCGGAUUGUGGGAAAAGUUUCAUUUCAAAUUCCCACCUGGUGAACCACCAGUGGACUCACAAAGGAUUGAAACCCUUUGAAUGUUUGCAUUGUGGGAAAUCUUUCAUAAACAAUUCCAACCUGGUGGUGCAUCAGAGGACUCACACAGGAGAGAAACCAUAUCAGUGUCCAAUUUGUGGGAAAGGUUUCAGUCAAAAUUCCAGCCUGGUGGUGCAUCAGAGGACUCACACAGGAGAGAAACCAUAUGAGUGUCUAGUUUGUGGGAAAAGAUUCAGUCAAAAUUCCCCCAUGGUGAUACACCAGAGGACUCACACAGGAGAGAAACCGUUUGAAUGUCCUGAUUGUGGGAAACGUUUCUUUCGUUAUUCCUCUCUGGUGAAUCACCAAAGUAUUCACACAGGGGAGAAACCCUUUGAAUGUUCUGAGUGUGGGAAACGUUUCAGUCAGAAUUCCAACCUGGUGAAACAUCAGAGGACUCACACAGGAGAGAAACCCUUUGAAUGUUUGUAUUGUGGGAAAUCUUUCAUACACAAUUCCAGCCUAGUGAUGCAUCAGAGGACUCACACAGGAGAGAAACCCUUUGAAUGUCCUGAAUGUGGGAAAAGUUUCAGUCAGAAUUCCACCCUAGUGACGCAUCAGAGGACUCACACAGGAGAGAAAUCCUUUGAAUGUCCUGAAUGUGGGAAAUCUUUCAUACACAAUUCCAGCCUAGUGACGCAUCAGAAGACUCACACAGGAGAGAAACCCUUUGAAUGUCCUGAAUGUGGGAAAUCUUUCGUACACAAUUACAGCCUAGCGAGGCAUCAGAAGACUCACAUAGGAGAGAAACCCUUUGAAUGUCCUGAAUGUGGGAAAUCUUUCAUACACAGUUCCAGCCUAGUGAGACAUCAGAAGACUCACACAGGAGAGAAACCCUUUGAAUGUUCUAAAUGUGGGAAAGGUUUCAGUCUAAAUUCCAACCUGGUGACACAUCAGAGGACUCACACAGGAAAGAAACCCUUUGAAUGUCCUGAAUGUGGGAAAGGUUUCAGUCUAAAUUCCAACCUGGUGAGACAUCAGAGGACUCACAAAGGAGAGAAACCUUUUGAAUUUCCUGAUUGUGGGAAAGGUUUCAGUCAGAAUUCCCACCUGGUGACACAUCAGAGGACUCACACAGGAGAGAAACCGCAUGGGUGUCCAGAGUGUGGGGAAAGUUUUAGUUAUGCUUUUUUGCUUGUAAAACACCAGAGGACGCAUACAGGAGAGAAACCGUAAAAGUGUCCAGAUUUUGGAAAAGAUUUCAGUAUUAGGUCUAACCUUAUACAUCAUGUAUCACACAGGGGAGAAACAUUUGAAAUGUUCAAUCUGUAAAUGAUUCUUCAGGUGUAAAUCAUCUCUUAUUGCACACAAGGAGGUGCACAUGAAGCAAACGAUGAGUUUAGAGAAAUCUUGAAUUUCAUUUCUGAUUUUCCAUUGAGAGUAUAGGUGAGAAAUUGACUACUUCAAUUCUGGCUUGAUUCUUUUUAAUCAACAGAUCUCAGGAUUAGACCUGAAGGUGGAAAGAAAAAUAUGGAAAAAAUUAGUUUGAUAUAGACUAACUACCUAUUUCUGAUUAUCAGCUGUAGUUUCUGGAUGUUUCUGUUUGCAGAAGUUGUGAAAUUCCCCAACUAGUGUACAGUUAGUCCUUGGGAUACAAUUGUAAUGGCACCUACCAAUUAUGGUUGGUACCAUGCUUUGCUUAACUAUAACUGUAGGUGUAGAGAAAAAAUAUGGAAAUUGUUAACUUCAUAAAGGCUAAUGACUUGUUUCUGAUUAUCA